GCUAAGCGGCAUUAAAGUACGACUUCGACAAGUACUUCGACUUUUCCUUCGUACCUUUGCUUUCCCUUUGCUCUUACUUUCUACGCGUCUGAAAUGGCUGAUCAAAUUGAACUCUCGUCACCUCCAUUUGAUAGCAUCUCGCUCGUACGCUUCUCGCCUACGAAUCCCUCGCAUUUGCUUGUGUCGUCAUGGGAUACUACUGUGAGAUUGUACGACGUCGAUGCAAAUGAACAGAAAUCCAAGUUUGACCACCGAGCAGCCGUCCUAACAUGUUGUUUUGCGGAUGCAAAUCGAGCGUUCAGUGGAGGGUUGGAUACAUCAGUUCGAGAACUUGACUUGACUACCGAAAAAGUCACGCAUUUGGGUCAACACAGCGACUCAAUAUCGGCUUCAAACUACUCCAAAGAUCUCAAUGUACUGAUCACAGGUUCAUGGGAUCGUACACUACGAUUCUGGGACCCCCGAGCAUCAAACCCACAACAAGCUUCCUACGACCUCCCAGAACGAGUAUAUCAGAUGGACCUUGUGAACCAUACGCUUGUCGUCUCCAUGGCCAGCCGACUAUUUAACAUUUAUGAUAUCAGAAAGAUGGAUAGUCCGGCGCAAACGAGGGAGAGCAGCUUGAAGUUUAUGACGAGGGCAUUGGCGUGUAUGACUGACGGACAAGGAUUCGCAACUGGAUCAGUGGAAGGACGGAUAGCUGUCGAGUAUUUCGACCCAAGCCCGGAGGCUCAGGAGAAGAAGUACGCGUUCAAGUGUCAUCGACAGACGAUUGCCGACGUCGAUCACGUCUGGCCAGUCAAUGCUCUCGCUUUCCACCCUGUCUACAACACGUUCGCCUCCGCUGGUUCAGAUGGAACAGUCUCGAUCUGGGACCACAAACUCAAAAAGCGUCUGCGUCAGUAUCCAAAAUACCCGACCGCCAUCCCCUCGAUCGCGUUCAACUGUGAUGGAACUAAGCUAGCUGUAGGAGUAAGUUAUACAUGGGAUGAGGGCGAAGAAGGUGCAAAGAAGGCUGAGAGGCCUGCGGUUUAUGUGAGGAAGGUCGGAGAUGAAGUCAAGCCUAAGGGGUGGACGGGAAGCUAGGUAUGGGAUCUGUACGAUGUACUUUGUAUGUGAGUCUUUUGUGAUAGUCUCUGCGCGUUAUACGAUCUUCUUGGCAGCGUGAGACGGUAUGAUCCCAUUCCGAACAUAGUUCCGCAAACUCCACGGGUCAAGCAUUGAUCUCACGUUGCCACAACGUGGUUUCCAUCUCAUUGUACAGUAUGUUCUUCAUCCCUUAUUACACCGGAUCUCGAGGACUAGCUCGUCAUUCGUUCGAACAGCAGAAUUGCGAAUCUCGCUUCAGCUUAUAGUCCCUCGAGUCGGUCAUUGCCGCAGGCUAUUUAUAGCACACACCCUCACCAUGUGCAUCCUCGCGCUCAAAUUUCGAUUCGGACACUUCUUACGCACUGAAAUGUUAAACACUUCCGUCUCCGCCUUGAUAACAAAUCCCAGCUGUUCUCGCUAUGUAUAAUCUCGACGACCAGUCUACUGCUUCAUCCAAUGUUUGGUUUUCAUC
Molecule: messenger RNA, 1561 nt
Organism: Somion occarium
Lineage: Eukaryota; Fungi; Basidiomycota; Agaricomycetes; Polyporales; Cerrenaceae
Source: the annotation of a GenBank genome assembly